This is a messenger RNA of Chionomys nivalis (European snow vole), 225 nucleotides long. RefSeq names its product cyclin-dependent kinases regulatory subunit 1-like. The transcript has 2 exons. The record is from RefSeq and is a predicted model, not a curated record. Bases 1 to 225 code for a protein of 74 amino acids. Gene Ontology annotation, molecular function: histone binding; protein kinase binding; ubiquitin binding. Gene Ontology annotation, biological process: regulation of mitotic cell cycle. Gene Ontology annotation, cellular component: cyclin-dependent protein kinase holoenzyme complex; SCF ubiquitin ligase complex. Lineage: Eukaryota; Metazoa; Chordata; Mammalia; Rodentia; Cricetidae.
AUGUCGCACAGACAAAUCUACUAUUCGGACAAAUACAACGAGGAGCACAUCGUGCUGCCCAAGGACAGAGCCAAGCUGGUCCCUAAAACCCGUUUUAUGUCUCAAUCUGAUCAGAGAAAUCUUGGUGUUCAGCAGAGUCAGGGAUGGGUCCAUUAUAUGAUUCAUGAACCAGAACCUCACGUCUUACCAUUCAGGAGGCCACUACCCAAGAAGCCAAAGAAAUGA